Molecule: messenger RNA, 1315 nt
Organism: Rotaria sp. Silwood1
Lineage: Eukaryota; Metazoa; Rotifera; Eurotatoria; Philodinida; Philodinidae
Source: the annotation of a GenBank genome assembly
AUGUGAGUGUCCUUCUUGGAAAUGGAAAUGGUUCUUUUGAAAAACAAACAAGGUAUUCAGCUGGCUCUUGGCCACAAUUUGUAGUUGUUGGUGAUUUCAACAACGACACUCGACUAGAUAUCGUUGUCGCCAAUUGGGAUAGCAAUGAUGUGAGUGUUCUUCUUGGAAAUGGAAAUGAUUCUUUUGAAAAUCAAACCAGGUAUUCAGUUGGCGAUUCUCCAACAUCUGUAGUUGUUGGUGAUUUCAACAACGACACUCGACUAGAUAUCGUUGUCGCCAAUGUGAAUAGCAAUGAUGUGAGUGUCCUUCUUGGAAAUGGAAAUGGUUCUUUUGAAAAACAAGCAACGUAUUCAGCUGGCUCUUAUCCAUCAUCUGUAGUUGUUGGUGAUUUCAACAACGACAAUCGACUAGAUAUCGUUGUCGCCAAUGGGGGUAGCAAUGAUGUGAGUGUCCUUCUUGGAAAUGGAAAUGGUUCUUUUGAAAAUCAAGCAAGGUAUUCAGCUGGCUCUGCUCCACAAUCUGUAGUUGUUGGUGAUUUCAACAACGACACUCGACUAGAUAUCGCUGUCGCCAAUUCGGAUAGCAAUGAUGUGAGUGUCCUUCUUGGAAAUGGAAAUGGUUCUUUUGAAAAUCAAGCAAGGUAUUCAGCUGGCUCUGCUCCAUCAUCUGUAGUUGUUGGUGAUUUCAACAAUGACACUCGACUAGAUAUCGUUGUCGCCAAUGCGAAAAGCAAUGCUGUGAGUGUCCUUCUUGGAAAUGGAAACGGUUCUUUUGAAAAUGAAACAAGGUAUUCAGCUGGCUAUUCUCCACGAUCUGUAGUUGUUGGUGAUUUCAACAACGACACUUGGCUAGAUAUCGUUGUCGCCAAUGGGGGUAGCCAUGAUGUGAGUGUGCUGCUGCAAUAUAAAAGAGGAGCGAUAACAUAUAAAAUGGCGUAUGCAUCUGGCGGUGGAUCUAACCUACAAUGCGUAGUGAUUAGUGAUUUGAACAAUGAUGCUAACCUGGAUAUCAUCUUAGCUAAUUAUGGCACUAAUAAUAUCGGCGUCCUUUUUGGAUAUGGAACUAGUAGUUUUGAAAACCAAAUGAUGCUCAGCACUGGCGCGAAUUCUCAUCCGAUUUCCAUCGCGGUUGGGGACUUCAAUGGUGACCGCGAAGUGGAUAUUGCUUUAGCCAAUAAUGGUACCAAGCAUGCAGAUAUGAUGCUUGGAAAUGGGAAGGGAAAAUUUACAAUUCAAAAAAGUUAUGAAAUUGAUUUUGAUUCACCUCCGUUAGAUAUGGCUUCUGGUGAUUUUAAUAAUGACAAACGAUCGGAGAU